This is a messenger RNA of Dracunculus medinensis (Guinea worm), 1389 nucleotides long. The record is from the annotation of a GenBank genome assembly. Lineage: Eukaryota; Metazoa; Nematoda; Chromadorea; Rhabditida; Dracunculidae.
AUGAUGAUUCAUUUGGAUCCACAACAUGCGCGAAUUUCUGGAAUGCCACCCACAGUUCCUACAAACAAACUCCCGGAUGAGCCAUCUCGUUUACCACCAGUGGUCAUAAAUCCAGCUGAAGUUGAAACUAUAAAUAUCCAGUUGGAAAAGAACCAACAGUGUUGCUGUCAAGGUUGUGGUAAAAUAUUUAAUUCGGUAUGGUAUUUGAAGCAACAUGCUGUAAAACAUUCCAACGAGCGGCCUUUUCGGUGCCAAUAUUGUAAAAAGACGUACAAAUUUCGGUCGAAUCUGUAUCAACACAAAUGUCCGGAUCGGAUAAAAAAUGAGAAUACGACUAGACCUUACAUAAAUCACUCAGUCAUGUUUAAUGGCAAUUUGGCCAGAAUGAUACCAAAUACAACUCGAAAUAUAAGGACAUUUGGGCCUUACGAUAAUAUCGGUGAACAACCAACAAGCUCAGAAUAUAGCGAAAAUAUGAAGGAACGAUCGGUAGAGGAUAGAACAUUGCCAGUGGCCCCACUCUCUGAACCAAAAAAAUUGUUUACUUUGCCUCGUAGAAAACCACUCAAUGAAGCUGCUAUAGAACGCUUUCUGGAACGCUAUAAGCAUAAGCUUUCUCAAUGUCGCAAAUGUCGUCAACAGUUCCCAUCACAAGAAUAUCUCAAUCGUCAUAUGGCUUACCAUAUGGAAGAGGAAUUAUUGGCUCAUAAAUGCGAUUUUUGUCCACAACGUUUCUCAACUGAGAAAAAUCUAAGACUGCAUAAUCAACUGCAUACGUCUGAUGCAACUAUACGUUGCACUCGAUGCUCAGCAUGUUUCUCGUCUUGUUUGGCACUAAGAAGACAUAAAGAUGGUUGUCGUGGAUGUCGAACUCUCCCAUUUGGCGUUUCAGUUGAUGAUAAAGAAAGUGCUUCCUCAGCUAUUGAUGAAUACGCAUUUAUUGAUGCGAAUGAAAUUGCGGACAACCCAUCGCCGAUGAUGAAUGAGGAAGAAAAUAUCGGAAAUGGUGAUCCUGAUUCAGGCCUUGGCUCUGUUACUUCUAAUCAUGCAUUUUCCAUAAUAACAAACGAUGGAAGUGAAAGCUCUGAAAGUGAACCGAAAACUGAUGUAACGAAAGGCGAACGAAGAACUGAUGAAGUUUGCGAAAAUAGCCUUGGCAAAUCACUUCAUAACGACGAUGAUACUAAGAGGCGUACAAGUAUGAAUUCUCACAUAAUGACAGAGGCUACUCCUUUCUCAUCUGUUGAAUAUGGAUUAAAAACAAAUUAUGAUACACUUUCAAAUGGGGAAUUAUCGCGUUCGAUAUCUUCAUCUAAAGAUGUGAUUGGUAAUUUUUAUGGUCGAUAUACUGGAUUCACCGCCGGCGGAAAUAUCAGCAAUGUGGGUUAG